Candoia aspera is the source of this 1263-nucleotide messenger RNA. Its product is annotated as membrane-spanning 4-domains subfamily A member 15-like. The transcript is spliced from 6 exons. The record is from RefSeq and is a predicted model, not a curated record. NCBI's taxonomy places the organism in Eukaryota, Metazoa, Chordata, Lepidosauria, Squamata, Candoiidae. The coding region runs from base 15 to 746 and encodes 243 amino acids. Gene Ontology annotation, cellular component: membrane.
UACAUCCAGCAAGAAUGGCCAGUGAGACAUCUAAUGGAGCUAACCUAACCCAGACAGCCCAGGGGUUUCCCAGUGCUGUUGUUCAGUCACCUGGGGCAAUACAGUAUGGUCAGCAACUUGGAAUUUCCAACUGUGCUCCUCAACAGGUGCCACAAAAGGGUGCUUUGGAGAAAUUUGUGAACGCACAGGCCAGAGUGCUUGGGGCCAUCCAGAUCAUGGUUGGGUUGAUCCACAUUGGCUUUGGGGCUGUCUCACUUUGUCUUCUUCCUUCUGGGUACGUUACCUUGACGGCAGUUGUAGGCAACCCCUUUUGGGGAGGGAUAUGUUUCAUUGCUUCUGGAUCACUAUGUAUAGCAGCUGAGAAGCGUCGAAACCAUAAUUUGGUGAAAUGCAGCCUAGGAAUGAACAUCACAAGUACGAUAAUGGCAUUAGUUGGUAUCCUGCUGUAUAUAUCAGAGCUGGCCAUGAAUACUACUUCUCUAUAUAACCGUCCAUAUAAGACCAACUUUGCAGGGAGCGUCGGUAUUGGCCUUUCCAGUGUGCUGUUCUUGUUCUACUUGCUGGAGUUUUGUAUCACUGUUUCAUUUGCGCAUUUUGGGUGCCAGGCAACUUGCUGUGCUGAUGACCAGACGACCAUGGUUUUUGUGCCUUACCAAGUCAUCGGAGAUGCAGCUACCGUUGCUACUGAACCCAGUCCGUCGUCUUCUCCACCAACCUAUGACAAUGUGGUUACCAAGUCACAGUAAAAACAGAAAAACACCAGAAGGAAUUGUGAGAAGCGUUGCACCAGAGGUGUCUUACCUCGUUUUGUUUUGUUUUCCAGCUUGUUUCUCUUUCAGUCACAGCCUUUCAGCACCAAGUUAAACGGUGACCAGUUUUUAAAGAGCUUCUUUUUACCUGCUAGUUAUACUGCUUCUCCAGAAGCAGGAAUUUGUGCUGCAGGUCAGCAGCAUCUUUGUGAGGGGGUACACUCUCUGCAGUGGAUGGUGUGAGCAGUUUAUUAGUCCUUUGUUUGUAUUCUGGAUGGCAUUUGCUUUUUAUGACAACUGUUCUACGAUGCUACAGAAAAGAAAAAGCAGCUAGCAAAAUUAAAACACGAAUUAUUGGUCAAACAGGUCUCAUUGGCGCAAUAGUAGCGGUUGCAUAAUCCCUCUCAUGCCAAAACAGAUCAGUAGAAGUUUGCAUUUAACUAGAGUCAACUCUAUAGACCUUGUGAUACUGUUAUUUCCUGUAUAUGUACAAUAAAUCUGAAUUAGCAGUGCU